Molecule: messenger RNA, 1212 nt
Organism: Xiphias gladius (swordfish)
Lineage: Eukaryota; Metazoa; Chordata; Actinopteri; Istiophoriformes; Xiphiidae
Gene: ntsr1
Product: neurotensin receptor 1 (high affinity)
Exons: 4
Coding region: 1-1212 (403 amino acids)
Biological process (GO): neuropeptide signaling pathway
Cellular component (GO): plasma membrane
Molecular function (GO): G protein-coupled neurotensin receptor activity
Source: RefSeq, a predicted model, not a curated record
AUGGUUUUAAACUUCACGCUUUCGGGGCGCGAUUUGGCCGGUUGGGGCGCGCUGGCGCAGAGACUCUUUGGGAAUAGCUCACUGUCCCCAUUUGAUAACAGCACUGCCGCUUCCAAAACGGAGGAGGAAGACUUAGAAGUCAACACGGACGUUUACUCCAAGGUGAUAGUCACUGUCAUCUACGUGGCUCUGUUCGCUGUGGGCUCUCUGGGGAACUCCAUCACCCUGUACACACUGCUGACCAAGAAGACCCUGCAGAACCUCCAGAGUACCGUGCACUACCACCUGGCUAGCCUCGCCGUGUCCGACCUGCUGAUCCUCGUCCUCUCCAUGCCCAUCGAGCUCUACAACUUCAUCUGGUUCCACCACCCGUGGGUCUUCGGGGACGCCGUGUGCAGGGGUUACUACUUCCUCCGGGACAGCUGCUCCUACGCCACCGCGCUAAACAUCGCCAGCCUGAGCGUGGAGCGCUACAUGGCCAUCUGCCACCCGUUCAAAGCCAAAAGCAUCAUGUCCCGCAGCCGCACCAAGAAGCUUAUCAGCGCCAUGUGGCUCGCGUCCUUCGCGCUCGCCACACCGAUGCUCUUCAUCAUGGGCCAGGUGAUGCGUAAAGGCGAGAAGAUAUGCACCGCCAUCGUUUCCCAUGUCACCAUGAAGACUGUUCUUCAGGUAAACGCAUUUCUGUCCUUUGUGGUACCAAUGGUGGCCAUAUCUACGCUGAAUGGGGUCAUAGCCAAUCAGCUGCUGCGGAUGUUCCGUGAGGCAGAGCAAGACAACCGUGUCUGCAUCAUUGGGGGAAAUCCCACCAUGCUGAAUGUCACAAUGGAGCCAAACCGUGCUCAGUCACUUCGCCAUGGAGUUCUUGUGCUCCGAGCAGUGGUCAUAGCCUUUGUGGUCUGCUGGCUGCCCUAUCACGCUCGCCGCCUCAUGUUUUGCUACGUCUCUGACUGGUCCGAUGACUUGUAUGACUUCUACCACUAUUUCUACAUGCUGACCAACGUCCUGUUCUACGUCAGCUCGGCCAUCAACCCUGUCCUCUACAACCUGGUGUCAGCCACCUACCGCCAGAUCUUCUUCUCCACACUGCGUUACUUCUGGAUGCCGUGCCGACAUACACCCAGGAGCCACCCCCACCCCCUGACCCGCCACUCCAUUAGCAUCUCCAGCAACCACACCCUCUCCACCAACAUCAUCAAAGAGACAGCGUACUGA